ACCCUUCCUCCCCGUCUCUCUUUCGCUUUCGUCUUCGUCUUUCGUCUUCGCUUUCGUUCUCUUAUCUUAGUCGAGUAGAUUCUCGACUAUUUUUUCUACUCGGGAUCACCCUCUUUGAUAGAGACGCACCUUUGCAACCCCUCUGGGAGGAAGUUCAGCGCCCCGUCCGACAGUCACCUCAACGGUUCAACGACUUUCAUUUUUGUUUAUCCAAGCUUCGACUUUCUACCGCAACGAUGGUUUUCUUCCAAUCUUUGAUCGGUCUUGCCGUCGCAAGCCUCGCUGUCGCCGCACCCAUGCCUGACAGCGCAAUCGGUGGGGAAGUUGCUGUGUCUGCACCGAACGGUAUUCCCCUGUCGGAUACCGCUGAGUUAGCUUCGCAAACUGCAGCCUAUAAGCAGGCAUAUGCUUCCCAGAGCGCGACCUCCAGUGCUAUGGAAUCCAUGAUGACCGAGUCGUCCUCGAAUAGCUACGGCUCUGGCAGCAGCGGAUACGGUAGCAGCGGCUAUGGUAGCAGUGGCUACGGCGGCAGCGGCUACGGCAGCAGCGACAGCAGCUACGGCAGCAACAGCGGCUAUGGCAGCAGCGACAGCGGCUAUGGCAGCAACAACUACCAGAGCAGCUCUGCGAUGGCCACUUCCUCCUCCAUGUACGAGUCGAAGAUGAUGGCUACGUCGACGAUGAUGGAAACAUCUGCCAUGGCGACUUCCACCGCCAUGGCCUACUCCACUGCGUCAUACGGUUCCGGGAGCAGCAGCUGGGGUGGAUCAGGCUACCAGGACUGCGUUAACCAGUGCAUUGCCCAAUUCGGUACGCCCGCGAGCUACAUGCCCACGGCGACUGGUAGCAGCGAGGGCAGCUAUGGCUCCGGUGCUACCCACACCGUCGUUGUCGCCCCCACGCAAGGUGUCCUUCGCUACGUUCCCUUCAUGGUGAACGCCUCCGUCGGUGACACCAUCAAAUUCAUGUGGGGCGCCAACAACCACACCGUCACCAAGGGCACUUCCCUCGGUGUUUGCAACAAGAGCGAGAACGCCCUCUUCACGUCCGGCGAGCACAACAAGGACUUCGUCUUUACCCAGGUUGUCAAUGACACGAACCCUACCUUCUUCUACUGCGCGACGCCCGGACAUUGCGAGAAGGGCAUGUUCGGUAUCAUCAACCCCCCUAUGGCUAGCGCCGGUAGCAACAUGAGCGUCAGCUCCAUGAUGUCCUCGAUGGUAUCCAACAACUCGCAGAUGGCUGCCAUGUGGUCGUACACCAAGAACAUGACCGCCGGCUCUCCCGCUGCCGCUGCAUGGGGCUCCAACGCCGACAUGAGCAACAUGCCGUCGUGGGCGCAGCAGGCUAUGGUCGAGAACGUGAUGUAUACGCGUCUCGUCCUCGCUGCCAACCCCGAGACGAUCGACUCGAACGGCCAGGUCAACCUUGGCGCUGGUGGCGACGCUCCUCUGAUGCUGCCCCAGGACAUCACCGCCGUCAUGAACAACGCCGGCUCGUCCGCAGCUGCCUCUUCACCCUCAGCCACCGGCGCUGGCUCCUCGACGGCCGCGUCCUCAUCGCCGUCGCCGUCCCACACGAGCGGUGCUCGCUCGCUCGCAUCCUCGAGCGCAGCUGUCGCCCUCUCGGCCGGUCUCGCCGCCUUCUUCCUGCUGUAAAUAACGGGUGUGUAGCUUUCGUGGACAAUCUUGGACUCUGGACGUGGCACUGGACAUUUUUCUCUCGACCGCACUCUCGGACUCUGAUCAGAAUACCAACGCGUAGGAUAUCAGCUUGCAUAUAACUUUUCGUUGUUGUAUCUCGUUAGCCUUUCGUGCUGCUCUCUCUCGGACACUGUUCUUAUCGCGCUAAUUCGCUUUCCUCUCUUCGUGAUCCCGCCGUUUUACCCCUUUUUAGUACUUUACUUUCCUCUCGCAUGCGAGAAGGCCACAGCCUCCCACACUGCUGAAUAGUAGUCUGAAAGCAAUAAAGCUCUCUUGACUCCACCAAUUUCGUGUAUGUACCUG
Gloeophyllum trabeum ATCC 11539 is the source of this 2006-nucleotide messenger RNA. RefSeq lists its product as uncharacterized. NCBI's taxonomy places the organism in Eukaryota, Fungi, Basidiomycota, Agaricomycetes, Gloeophyllales, Gloeophyllaceae. The record is from RefSeq and is a predicted model, not a curated record. The coding region runs from base 237 to 1658 and encodes 473 amino acids. The transcript has 4 exons.